AUGGUGGAGAUGCUUGGCCCUCUUCCUGCUCGCCCACCCACACCUCCAAGGCCUGGUUCACGCAUUGAUCAGGACGAAAACGACACCCCAGCGCAGAAUAUCACAGAAACACCGCAAGCCACCAAUUCCUCCAGGCCUCCCCCGUCUAGCCGCGCCUCCAAACGAGUGACCUGGUCACCAUGGCUCCAUACCUCGAUUGACCACACGCCAGGUCCAUUGAACAAACUCGGAUCUAAGGAUAGCCCGUUCAACAACAAGGACUCGAAAUCUAGAGAUAGUCCAUUCAAGUCUAUUCUAAAAGAAUCUAAUUCGCCAAUUCCCGUAUGGUCGCCUAAAUUUGAUCCGUUCACCUCGGAUUCUCUUGUCAUGCUCCUCGAAUCCGUCAUCCAGCAACUGGCUGGAGAGUCCAUCACCUCCCGGCUUGAUGCAUACAUACAGUUUUUCAACGCACUCCGGGCAUACGAUUCUUUACCGGCGGCGAAGGACAUUGCGGAGAAGCUGAGCCUGAUCACCCAAUUUAUACAACGUGACGUGAGCCGCGAUUUUGUCAACGGUACACCGGUGGAUACAAAUCUUGCCAACCAGGCUCUGAAGCUGUCCGCUGCCUUCGUAUGGCACUCAGGUGUAUCGCCUUUGUUGCCAGAAGAGUUCAAAGUUUUCCUGGUGGAGCACUCCACCACUUGCCUGCAAGACGCUAAGGCACCCAAGUCUGUUUUGACACACUACAUGUCCAUUCUUUCGGCCCAGAAUUUCGGCACUCGAGUCAUGACAAGCACCCGUGUCACGCGUUUACUUAUAGCAUUGGAAGAUAUCACCAACCGUGUCAAUGGUAAAGCAAUCGCUCUGCAUCGUUUGUCCAUUUAUCAGCGUCUUCUCGUCCAGUCUAAAUCAACAUUUCUCUCUCACUCUUCACUGUGGGUAGAGCAUUUGGUCUAUGGCCUUCUCAAUCAUAUGAAAGAUAAUAGAUCAAAAGCGAUAGCCCUUGGCUUCCAGAUAGCUUUGGCAGCCGGCCCAAAUCACACACUUUCCAAGAAUCUUCGAGACCUUUUUGAUCGACCUUUGGAAAAAGAUGGAAAGAUCGUGAACGAAAUCCGUGAAAGGUUGUCUCGGAUGAUGGCCAAUCCGGAGACCGGGGUUCAUGUUCCACAGAUCUGGAGCAUUGUUGUUCUACUUAUGAGGAGCAAGGGCUCGGGUUUAGAGCAGUGGGAGCACUUCAAGGAAUGGGUUCUUGUUCUUCAAAAGUGCUUCAAUUGCAGUGAUCCUUCUAUCAAGAACCAGGCCAUCUCAAGUUGGAAUCGUUUUGUCUUUGCUGUCAACCCGACCGAAAAAACCAGCCUCAACUUGAUCAAGAUGCUUGGCAAACCAAUUCUCUCACAAUUCGAACGGAGAAAGUCCGAUAAAGCAGGACCAGCUCCUACUCAAUUUGCCCUGAGUAGCUACUACAACUUGCUUUAUUAUGCAUUCCGCCCCUCUCCUCCUCACACCCACCUCGAUCUCAUUUGGGAAGAAUAUAUCGCCGUUCCCUCUGCAUCAAUAUUCUCAUCAGUCCCCAUUAUGAGUGACAGUGAAGCACGUGUGCUAGCUGCCCUACUAUGGAGCCCACAGCCCAAAAUUUGGACAGAAGGUCGCAUCAACGACACACGUAGGAUCGAAGCCGAAGAACUUCCCUCGAUUGAUCCAAGAUGGGUCCGUUCAAGAGUCUCAUCAAUCUUGAAGGUAUUCGAGUCUCUGCUCAAAUCAUCAGUUUGGAAUGACAACCAGCUUGAGAAUUCGAACAUUGCUCGAGCUUGGACCAAUCUUGCUAGUGCAUUAUCUUUGGCAUCCAGCAAGGAAAUAAGCCCUUCCACGGAGUCCAUGCAAGCUGUCGCUAGUGUUCUUGGACUGUUAAGCCGCCUCUGUAAUGGUGGCCCUGCUUCAUUGAACGCCUCCGGAGCUGGAGAGGUGGAUAUCUUCUUCGAACGGUUCCGAUUCUUGUCCACGACAAUGAUUUCUUCCCUUGGAAGCAUCCCAUUUACGGAAAGACUUCUACUGAAAACUUCGGACGGAAUGUUCCAAACUUCCAGCACUCCGACCCAUCGCCAAUCGACUUCUGGGACAAAUCUCAACAGUCCCAUCCUGCAUCUUCUCCGAACAAUCAGCACUAACUCGGUAUCAGCAACGCCAACUUUGGCUUAUGUCCGCCUGGUUGAAGGAAUGAUCCAGGCUUCGUGCAUAGGAAGAAUAUCUCGUGGAUCUCGCCUCGAGCUCCUACAGCAAUGCGCCGAUUUGAGCAUUGCAGAAUGUACCUAUGUUUCGCACCCUUCCCCAUUAUAUGAGGCGGUUUGGAAGGCCAGUGCCCGAGCCGCUGCCGAUGCCUUGCAGUCGUUCCCGGUGGAAUCUGCCCGAGAACGUGAUGGCUCUGUUUCCCGCGAUUAUGAUAAUGUCACCAAAAUACUUUCUUCGGGACUAAGACUACACAAUGUGAACCAAGAAUGGUCAAAUCUGCUCGGGUCGUUCAUGCGAGUAGCGAGAACAGAGAAAGGAGAUCAAGGGCUUCCUGAUCUCAUCAUUGAACCUCUGGCUGGAUGUCUCAUGAAUCUUUCGGUUCAUGACACCUAUCUGCCUUCGGCAUCACUUCUGAGCCAGUCGUUGUCGGUACCUUUCCUACAAGGUAACGACGUAGGAAGUGAACACGCUGUCUCUAAGCAGCCCAGUCCCCCGCCAUUCCCCCACAAACUCGCAGAAUCAAUCUCAAGAACAUUGAACCUGGCGUAUGAUGGCUUUAGUGUGUCAGAAUCACAAGGCCUCGCCGGCUUUAUCGAGUCAUUGACCUCAUUCCUGGGCUCUGGGGUCCCUCAAUUUCGCUCGCAGCUUCUUCAAACCUUGCAACCUUCGUUGAAGGCUUGGGUUCAGGAUGGUGAUUUCAAAUUUGAUUUCCAACACGGCGUGGAUAGCCGAAUCUUAACUGCGUGCCGAGCUCUCACAUUCGCUGUUCUCAACGUCGUGCAGAUAUGUGUUCGCGAUGAUUUAUCUUCGCUUCAACUGUUCGACUUAGUCAUUUGCGCGGGCUUAGAGUCUCCGCAUCCGUCAAGGGCGAAGAAAUUUGUCGAUUUCUGGUAUUCGACGGGUUCAAAAGCAGACCAGGUUUCUUCCAGAACUUCCAUCGGGGAAUCUCUUGCAAAGGCCUUGGACAAUCUCAAAGCAGCAGCGCAAUCCAAAAGAAGUGACAAGGUAAUCAUAAAACCACCCCUGUUGGUAUUGUCACAUGCACUAAAUAUGAAUUCUCAGAAUAAUCGUCUCCCAUCUUCAGCUUCGUGCAUGUCAACAUCUGCACAGCAUAACCCUCGGGCGUAUCUCUCUGCUAAUUCAUCACCAGUGAUUGGAUCAGCGGAGCAAUCACUGGAGAUCUCAGACCUAACAGAGCCACGGCUGCCCGCUAAUUCUCGGCCCGAGCUUAAUGAAGAUACCACCAUGCUGCCUUAUCCGGGAAAUCGAAGGGAUGUCUUCCGAAUGAUUGACUCCAUUCGAUCCUCAUCUCCUGCGAAUACUUCUGGCGGUCUGGGUUUUGAUACGCCAGUUCAUUUGCGUAGACAAGGCUCGCGAUCUGCUUUCGGAACUCCAUUGACUCCAACGCUCGUCCCAGCAGAGAACGAAGAUGGCUUUAUUGGGUCAUCUCCUACUCCUGCGACUCGGGAUCAAACCCCUGCGUUACACCACGAUGCACCAAUUCUGAGAGCGCAAGAUAUUGUGAUGGCUGAUGCAUCUGAUGUUCCCUCAUCCCCACCAUCGAUUAUUUCGCGAAGUCCAAGUCCCAACAAACGGUCUCGGACUGCGAGAAACUUACGACGAAAAUCGUUGAAGCGAUUGAAUAAAGCGCAGCGUGCGGCUGCAGAACAAAGCGCAGCCAGCAGCCCUGCUGUUUCUAUCAUGGAAAAUACUGAAGAUCUACCUAAGGCCGAUGUACUUGAGAAACCUAGAGAAAACACUUCGGUCUCUCAGGAUGAAAGACCGCCAAGCCGCCGGACUCGUUUAGCCUUGAGUCAGAGCACCGAAAACGACCAGAACUCGGCGUCAGCCCCUACAUUUGGCACACCUACUAAACAAAUCGAGGUAUCAUCUGCUCAUAACUCCAACUUAAAGUCAGCAAGCCGAAACAAAGCCAGAAAGGCCAUGUCUAAGAAGACAGAGAGCGAAGACAGGCAACAAGAUCAAUCUGCGGACCAGCCAAAUGAUCUACCCAUUCUGACAAUCAAUGACUUCGUUGAUUCGGGCGAUGAUUUGGAUGUUCAAAUUGCCUCUCAGCUGUCACAGGACUUAGGAUUGGCCGUGGAUCAAUGUAGUCAGCGUGAAGAACAAUCUGCCGAUGUGACGGGAUCUGCUCCGCCACAAAGCUCUAAGAAGAGGAAGCGUAGUGAGGACAGUGGUCCUCCGGUGACCUCAACUGAAAGACGUCGUUCAACCAGACGAUCCACUGCCAAGGAAGCGGUUCCCACCGCCCUAGCCGAUCCCGAUGCUACCCAGUCUCAGGAGAUUGAAAUUGCUGAGGCCUCUCAAGCUUCUGCCCCAGCUAAGCCAUCUGUACCCACACCACGUCGAUCGACUCGCAGCUCUCAACACAAAGAUGAAGCUGUCGAAGAAGAACAACUUUCCCCUACUGUGAUUUUUGAGACUUCACAAGAACAGGCGGAGGAUCUAGAAAUUUCUCAGCCCCCGCCGAAGCGGACUCGCAAAUCUGCCCGCGUUGAGGACCAGUCAAUCAACGGUGUAGGGACUCCAAUUCGGUCUCAGUCCUCGCGCAAUACCCGGUCUGGCAGAACACGCUCAUCCCAAAAACAAAACCAAAAAGAACCACCGAUUGAAACGACGCGGCCAGAAAAAUCAUCAGCUCAGGUUGAAGCUUUUCCCGAUAUUAAUACCACUCCGCAGAACCCCGUCAAACCCAACGUUCCGCCUGUUUCCGACGAGGAAGCGAUCGCUUCCCAAGCAACAGUAGCCAGUCCACUCUCAGUAUCUGUCUUGAUCGACAAUGAUAGUCACAUGAAUGUGGAUACAAUAGUGUCCACUGAACAGGUAGCGGAUACGGCCAUGGCAGACAUCCAAACAGAACCCAUUCCCACGCCAAGAUCCAACCCGAGCGAGUCAGGAAUCACCAAUUCGCUCAAGAAAAUUUUGGACGAUAUGAAACAGGCCAACCUGAGCCUGGACGCUCUCCGCGAGGUUGACAACCUCCUUUUCAACAUCCGUGUCGAGGCGCAUGACGCAUCACGGCGACACAAUCAUACCGCAUAG
Penicillium odoratum is the source of this 5268-nucleotide messenger RNA. RefSeq lists its product as uncharacterized. The record is from RefSeq and is a predicted model, not a curated record. The coding region runs from base 1 to 5268 and encodes 1755 amino acids. The transcript has 2 exons. Gene Ontology annotation, cellular component: nucleus. NCBI's taxonomy places the organism in Eukaryota, Fungi, Ascomycota, Eurotiomycetes, Eurotiales, Aspergillaceae. Gene Ontology annotation, biological process: telomere maintenance.